CGCGGUCACACUGAUCCCCGAACACGUCAGCUACACGGCGGAUUGAUUGAAAACAAAUUGUUUCCAUCGUCUCGUAAAUCAAAUUAAUUGUAGUUUACUCUGCCAGACGUAAGCCAGGCACUUGAAGAUUCUUUUGUUCUGUGGCUGACUGUUUCAACUGCUGCGCUACGAAAAUGGUACUCAUUGCUGCGGCAGUCUGCACAAAGAAUGGCAAAGUCAUACUGUCACGUCAGUUCGUGGAGAUGACGAAGGCACGCAUCGAGGGUCUGCUGGCCGCCUUUCCCAAACUGAUGACAUCCGGCAAGCAGCACACCUACGUGGAAACGGACUCUGUGCGCUAUGUCUACCAGCCGAUGGAGAAGCUCUACAUGCUCCUCAUAACCACAAAGGCCAGCAACAUUUUGGAGGACUUGGAAACGCUGCGCCUCUUCUCCAAAGUGAUCCCAGAGUACAGCCACUCGCUGGACGAGAAGGAGAUUGUGGAGAAUGCUUUUAAUUUGAUUUUUGCCUUCGAUGAGAUUGUGGCCCUCGGCUACAGGGAGAGCGUCAAUCUGGCCCAGAUCAAGACCUUUGUGGAAAUGGACUCGCACGAGGAGAAGGUUUAUCAGGCAGUGCGCCAGACCCAGGAGCGUGAGGCACGCCAGAAGAUGCGCGAAAAGGCCAAGGAGCUGCAACGUCAGCGCAUGGAGGCCAGCAAGCGUGGCGGUCCAUCGAUGGGCGGCUUCAGUGGUCGCAGCGGUGGCUUCAGCUCCGACAGCUUCGGCAGCAGCGGCAUGAGUGGCGUCUCAAGCAGCGCCCAUGCGCCAUCCAUUGAGCUGGACAGCAAACCAAUCUCCAGCAAGGCGACAGUAAAACCAUCAUCGCGCAAUGCACUGAAGCUGGGUGGCAAGUCCAAGGAUGUCGACAGCUUUGUCGAUCAACUGAAGAGCGAGGGCGAGAAGAUAGCCAAUCUGGCGCCAGCAGCAGCUGCCACUGGCUCUGGAUCAGCGACUAAUGCCAGUGCUGCGGCCAAGGCAGCCAUGUCCGCUGACAUUCACAAGGAAAGCGUUCAUCUGAAGAUUGAAGACAAGCUGGUGGUGCGUCUGGGACGCGAUGGCGGCGUGCAGCAGUUUGAGAAUUCCGGCCUGUUGACCCUUCGCAUCACGGACGAGGCAUGCGGACGCAUCUUGCUGAAGCUGUCCCCCAGCCACGCACAGGGCCUGCAGCUGCAGACGCAUCCAAAUGUGGACAAGGAGCUGUUCAAGGCGCGCAGCAUGAUUGGGCUUAAGAAUCUGGCGAAGCCAUUCCCCAUGAACACCGACGUUGGUGUCCUCAAAUGGCGCUUUGUCUCACAGGAUGAGACGGCCAUUCCAUUAACCAUCAACUGUUGGCCCUCGGACAAUGGGGAGGGCGGCUGCGAUGUGAACAUUGAAUACGAACUGGAGGCACAGCAUCUGGAGCUGCAGGAUGUGGCCAUUAUAAUACCCUUGCCGAUGAAUGUACAGCCGACGGUGGCCGAAUAUGAUGGCACGUAUAACUAUGAUGCACGCAAGCAUGUUCUGCAGUGGCACAUUCCCAUAAUCGAUGCCGCCAACAAGUCGGGCUCGAUGGAGUUCAGCUGCAACGCAUCCAUUCCGGGUGACUUCUUCCCCUUGCAAGUGUCAUUCGUCUCGAAGACGACAUAUGCCGGCGUCAUUGCCCAGGAUGUCAUCCAGGUGGACAGCGAGGCGUCGGUCAAGUAUUCAAGCGAAUCCAUAUUGUUUGUGGAGAAGUACGAGAUAGUGUAGGUCCCGCCAUGCCUGCCUGAGUAAUAGUACAUAAUGCAUACACCUAGAAAUCCAUUCUACGUUUUUUUUCGAAGCGACUUUUGCGCGAAAUGUUCGACUCAAUUCGAUUCCACAACAUGUUAUAGAUUACUUUUAAUAUAUUUAAAUGUCCAAUUGGC
Messenger RNA from Drosophila guanche, 1924 nucleotides. It is a transcript of the gene deltaCOP, whose product is annotated as coatomer subunit delta. Lineage: Eukaryota; Metazoa; Arthropoda; Insecta; Diptera; Drosophilidae. The coding region runs from base 174 to 1766 and encodes 530 amino acids. The record is from RefSeq and is a predicted model, not a curated record. The transcript has 8 exons. Gene Ontology annotation, biological process: endoplasmic reticulum to Golgi vesicle-mediated transport; retrograde vesicle-mediated transport, Golgi to endoplasmic reticulum; Golgi localization. Gene Ontology annotation, cellular component: COPI vesicle coat; cytosol.